Contarinia nasturtii (swede midge) is the source of this 489-nucleotide messenger RNA. It is a transcript of the gene kud, whose product is annotated as transmembrane protein 258. Gene Ontology annotation, biological process: protein N-linked glycosylation. The transcript is spliced from 2 exons. Gene Ontology annotation, cellular component: membrane-bounded organelle. NCBI's taxonomy places the organism in Eukaryota, Metazoa, Arthropoda, Insecta, Diptera, Cecidomyiidae. The record is from RefSeq and is a predicted model, not a curated record. The coding region runs from base 142 to 384 and encodes 80 amino acids.
AACUUCACACCAAUCAAUGACACUUCGUCAUUACGCCGGCCACGUAAAUAGUUUGUCAUAUUAACAAUAUACGCAAACAACCAGAAAAACACAACGAGAAAACCCGCACCAAACCAAAUUUCCACCGAUCAAAUUGCAAAAAUGGAGUCAUUGACACGAUACGUAUCGCCAAUCAACCCAUCAGUAUUUCCACAUUUGGCUACUGUUCUAUUGAUUAUCGGCACAUUCUUCACAUCAUGGUUCUUCGUUUUUGUCGUUUCACGCCCGAAAGGAUUUAGCAAAAGUACUCUCAUCUUGAAGGAAUUGCUUAUCAGCUUGUUUGCUGCAAUUUUCUUGGGCUUUGGUUUACUAUUCCUGUUCCUAUCCGUCGGCAUUUACGUCUAAUAUUAAUUUAAUACACACAAACACUCAAAAAAAAAAAAAACAUUCUAGCACUAUGAUUUUGAUUUCAAUGAAGUUCAAUUGAUCUUUUGAUUUGUGUACGAUUUA